Molecule: messenger RNA, 4393 nt
Organism: Eutrema salsugineum
Lineage: Eukaryota; Viridiplantae; Streptophyta; Magnoliopsida; Brassicales; Brassicaceae
Product: COP1-interacting protein 7
Exons: 12
Coding region: 393-4139 (1248 amino acids)
Source: RefSeq, a predicted model, not a curated record
AAAAAUGGUGAUUUCUGUCUGAAGAACGCUUUCUCUCUCUAGAUUUUACUUUCUCUCUCUAGAGUAGUUUGACAAAGAGAGUUUACAGCGAAAGGAGAGACAAUGGGUGAGAAUCGAAUCCACCAUCACUCAGAAGUAAAUAAAAUAAGAAGUUGAGUUGAGUUUUCGAGUGAAGCAAAUAAUUCAAUCGCCAUUGCUAGGGUUCUUAAGAAGCUUUGAGAAGAAUUAAUUGAAGAUGCUGAACAUAAAAAGCAGAGAAAGAGACUCGACAAUGAUAGUACCUAUUCGAAUGUGAAUCGGAAAGAGACCGAUUCAUCGGAAAAAGACGAAGAUCUCAUUUGUCUCUACCCGCCGCAGGGGAAAGACUGAAGAUUUUGUGCAAAAGGGAGAAGAUGAGACCAGCUAUACCUCUUGACUACGCUGUCUUCCAACUCUCCCCGAAGCGGUCAAGAUGUGAAUUGUUUGUGUCUACUUCGGGGAAUACUGAGAAGCUUGCUUCUGGACUGGUGAAACCAUUUGUUGCUCAUUUGAAAGUUGCUGAAGAGCAGGUUGCACGAGAAGCUCAGUCUAUCAGGCUAGAAGUUGAAAGCAACAAAAAUGCUGGAACUUGGUUUACGAAAGGGACCCUCGAGAGGUUUGUACGCUUUGUUAGUACCCCAGAGGUUCUGGAAAUGGUAAGCGCAUUGGAUGUGGAAAUGUCUCAGUUGGAGGCCGCUCGAAAAAUAUAUGGCGAGGGGACUGGUGAUCAACGACCUGGUGCAAAAGAUGGCACAGAAACUACACCAGCAGCUGAUGUGACAAAGAAGGAGCUACUGAGAGCUAUUGAUUUACGGCUUGCAGCAGUUAGACAGGACUUAGCAAUUGCUUGUAAUCGUGCAUCGGCUGCUGGCUUCAACCCAAUCACUGUCUCAGAGCUUAGUCAAUUUGCUGAUCGAUUUGGGGCCAGUCGCUUGAAUGAAGCAUGCGCCAAGUUUAUCUUACUUUGCCAGAGAAGGCCAGAGCUUAUGAGCUCGUGGAGGUUCAAUCAGGAAGAAGAAGCUAUACGCUCGUCUUGGGAAUCUGAUAUGUCAAUCGAUGAUCCCAAUGAAGACCCAUCUAGAAACCUAGCGACUAACAGAACCCAACAACAUAGGGAACAUCAAACUGGUAUGGAAGAGCAAAGUACAACAGGAACCAACUACUGUCAACAAGAAUCAAAGCCUACGUCACAAAGUAGUCAUGAUGAAAAGGAUGAAGAAGAGGAUCAAAGUCCUGUGCAAAAUGAGCCAGUAGCAAGUCAGUCUAGGCAACUCACAAGACGGCUCAGUGUGCAGGAGAGAAUCAACAUGUUUGAAAACAAGCAGAAAGAGAACUCUGGAGGGAAAACAGCUGUGGUAAAAUCCACUGAGCUUAAAAGGCUCUCUUCUGAUUUAUCAUCUGCUGCAGGCAUGGAAAAAGUUGUGGUACGAAGAUGGAGUGGUGCUAGUGACAUCAGCAUUGAUUUGGGAAAUGAUAGGAAGGAUGCUUCUGGUGAUAGUCCAUUGUGCACUCCCUCGUCAUCAUCAGUGUCCAAAGAUGGAAGUAGUAUAUCUUCGAAACAAUUUGUCGGCUACAAUAAAAAAGAGCAGAAUGGAUUGAGUCGUGCUGACAAGCCUCAAAGGAAUGAAGACGAAUGUAGUUCCAACAACGUUAUGGACGAAGUAGAGUCCCAGAAUUCAAGCUCUACUUCCUUGCGAAAAGAGAAGGAGGUUGACUUGAAGGUGCCAUUGAGCACGGAUAAUCAAGUGGGACAUCAAGGAAACUCUCAGGAUUCCAAGCUUACAUACUAUGAUAAAAAUUCUGGAGGCACUCUGGAUUACUCAGGGAAUGCAAAUAUAGAUGAUGAGCCUGACAACAAAAUGGGCGAUUCUGAAUCAAACAGGCAGAACGAAAUACAGCUUAGGGAUCGUCGGAGUCAUUCAUUGUCUAAACUACAGCAGUUAGGUGGUACUGAAUCUAACAUCACUAGUGGUCGGAGCAAUGGAGGAACUGCGGAGUCUCCUAGGAAAGAACCUUCGGCUAGGCAAUCACCACUAGUUGAAGAUCGCCAGAGAAAGACACUGGUUUAUGGAGGUUCUGAACAGAUGAAAAGGCCGUAUGGUAGAAGGGCUGAAAUUGGUUCUGCUGAUGUAAAUAAAAAGUCACCUGCAGCCAUUAAUAGUGUGUCAGAUAUCUCCGAGAAUGAUACUCUGACCCAAGUGUCCCCGGCAGAGCAAGUUCAAAGGGCAAGAGCGUCUAAGGGAAGUCAAGAGCUGAAUGAUGAAUUGAAAGUGAAAGCUAACGAGCUUGAAAAGCUAUUUGCUGAACAUAUGCUCCGUGUGCCAGGGGAUCAAUCCAGCUCUGUCCGUAGAGGUAAGCCCGGAAAGCCGAGUGAACAGGCUGCGACUUCACAGCUCAGAAAACCUGUAGCAGAGGAUCUAUCUCCUGCCCAAAUUUCUAAUCAGAGGACCCCAACAGUGCCAACUUUAAGCUCAAACGACGAAGACAAGUUCAAAACUCCACCAACAAUUAAGGUGGUCGUUGACAAUGACUAUGGAGAUUCCACAAGGCAGAAAUUUCCAGAAAUCAGCUUUUCAGAUAAUUCUAGAGGAAAGUUCUAUGAGAAAUAUAUGCAGAAAAGAGACGCGAAGCUGAAGGACGACUGGAGUUCAAGAAGGACCGAGAAGGAAGCCAAGUUGAAGGUGAUGCAAGAUAUACUUGAUCGCAGUAACGCUGAGAUGAAGACGAAAUUUUCUCAGUCUACGACAAGACGUGAUUCAAAUGCCCGACGUGCAGAGAAGCUUGUAUAUUUCAACUCUAGGUUGAGUGCUAAAAAGGAUCAGCAUCCAAUUAGCUCAUUUCACAGUGAAGAAGAUGAAGAUGUUUCCAGGAGCACCCAGAAUAAGAAGGUACAACAAAACAGAAACAAUUUCUUGACUGCUCGAACCACAGCUACAUCAGCUUCACGCUCUGCAGCGAAAGUUUCUACACCUGGUGCUGUUAGGCGGAGAGGACAAUCAGACAAACUUCUUGCACAGUCAGUCCCUAACUUUAACGAGUUCAAGAAAGAAGGCAUGAAACCAGCCUCGGGAGUUGGAAAAAAUGGUGUCCGCUCACAGGUGAGAAGCUCUGUCCGCCCAAAGGCUGCAACUGAAGAAGAGAAGCUGCGAAGGCCGACAAAUUUCAGAAAAGGUGCUGCUGAAGCUGCUGAGUUGGCAGACUUUUCUCAAUUGAAGUCAAAAGAUGGUGUUUCUGUAGCUUUAAAUCUUGAGCAGCAAGAGCAAAGUGGGAGAAAUUAUAACAAUCUUGGAAUUGGUAUCAGCUCUGAAAAUGCGCAGCUAAAGGCUUCAGAAGGAUCUGAGGAAUCAGACGAUAUGGAGAAAGAGGGGAUGGAAGAAGUGCUUGAUGACACGGAAGUCGAAGCUUUUACGGAUGCAGAAAACGAGAAACCAAGACUAAGUCAGGAAUUUGAAGAAUCUAUUUCUCACCUUGACCCUAGUUCAAAUCCGGAACUACCUUCUGCUAUGGCUUCUAGGCAUCAAACCAUCGGUUCAUUUCUGGAUUCACCAGGCGAAAACCCUGUUCUAUGGAAUUCACGAGUGAAGCACCAAUAUCAAAACGAGGCAUCUGAACUUGAUGCUUCAGUGGACUCUCCAGUGGGUAGUCCUGCUUUCUGGAACUUAUCUUCCCUUAGCCAUACAGAGAAUGAUACAACUCAAAUGAGAAAGAAAUGGGGAGCUGCUCAGAAACGCGUUUCCGCUGGUAAUCCAUCUCAGAGUCAGUGCCAACAGGAUGUGACAAAAGGGUUGAAAAGGCUUUUGAAUUUCGGAAGGAAAAACCGUGCGGCUGAGAAUUUGGCUGACUGGAUAUCUGCUACAACCUCUGAAGGGGAUGAUGACACUGAAGAUGGACGAGAUCUUGCGAACCGAUCAUCAGAAGACUUGAGAAAGUCGAGAAUGGGAUUUUUACAGACACAUCCCUCUGAUGAUAGCUUCAACGAGAGUGAGCUAUUCAGUGAACAAGCCCAAUCCACUAGCGCACCAUUGAGCUUUAAACUGAAGGAGGAUCAGACGUCAGGAUCUUCUGUAAAAGCACCAAGGUCAUUCUUUUCACUCUCCAAUUUUCGUAGCAAAGGAAAAUGAUUCGAAACCGACAUUCGUAUAAGAAUUCAGGAUCCAAGCGAAAAUCAAAGCGUGAAGUUUAAAUACAAGUAACUGAAGAGUGAAGAGUGAAGAGCGAAGCCGCCUUUAUGUGUUUGGGCUUCAUUUUGGGACCUUUUAACUUGUAUUUAAAAUUUAUGGGCCUUUUUGCCACCGCAAUUUUCAAAUAUUUUGGUGCAAGGUAUAUUUAAGCUUGAUCAAAUUCAAAAUUGCAAUGCAAUGCAAUUAGCCAACAC